ACAACCUGAGAUAGGCAUGGCCUUUCUAGCUUUCCCAGCUCAACGCAUGCACUUAAUUCAGGUGGACUCUGUCCAGCGUUGGAUGGAAGACUUGAAGCUUAUGACUGAUUGUGAAUGCAUGUGUGUUCUUCAAUCUAAACCAAUCAGCACAGAAGAAGAUGCUGAAAAUGAAGGUUCCCUUUCAUCACAACACACUGCGUGUGAUAACUUGCAAUUGUUGCUGAAAAGAGCUUGGAUUAUAAGUACUGAAUUGACCAGGAUAGUUCAAAAACUAGAGAAGAACAGAUGGCAGAGAGUCCACAGCAUGACAGUAAGAGUCAACUGCCAUGUCCGUUCAAUGAUAAGCGAAUACAAUACCUUCACAAGGAAUUCUUGGGAUGAAAUGCACCAGUAUGAAAAAGUGUUAGUGGAGAAAUGUUCGGAACUUACUACAGUUACUGAAAGGUGCAUACUGAUUGAAGAUGAGCAGAUAUUAAAGACUAUGAAAACUUGCAUUAAUGAUGCACUAACUACAGUUGCACAGUAUUUUGGCCAACUGAUCGAACUAGCUUUAACACAUGAAAUAAAGAAUCUUGUCAAGGAAAUAAAUUCAUCGGAUAAUCUGUAUUCUGCUGAAUCGGCGACAAACAACUUGUUUAGUCUUACCCAAGAAGGUGCUCAUUUGUGUCGCAUCAUUGCUAAGGAAGGCGCCAUUGUGGCUCUCUUUGAGAUCUGCCGCCAGGAUUGCUUCAGGUGCCUUUAUCCCCAGGUGCUAAGGACGUUGGCAUCUAUAUGCUGCGUAGAAGAAGGAAUCCAACAGCUGGAAAAGGUUGAUGGAAUAUUAUGCUUAGCUGACAUCCUUACGGACAGCACCCACUCCCAAGCUACUCAUGCAGAAGCAGCAGCUGUAAUAGCACAGAUUACAUCUCCUCAGCUCUCCGUUACUGAGCAUCUCAGUAGCUUCCUUGAAAAUAUGGAGGAAAUAGUCACAGCACUUCUCAAACUGUGCCAAGAGGCUACUUCUGGAGAGGUUUUCCUUCUGGCUUCAGCUGCACUUGCCAACAUUACAUUUUUUGACACAAUGGCCUGUGAGAUGUUGCUUCAGUUAAAUGCAGUGAACAUUCUUCUAGCAGCCUGUUGCGACAAACAGAAAGUGGAUACUCCUUAUUCCCGAGAUCAGGUGGUGACGAUAUUAGCCAACAUGUCUGUCCUGGACCCGUGUGCUUCAGAAAUAAUCGAAGGAAAUGGUGUUCAGGUUUUAAUGGAAAUGCUGUUUGAGAAACCGUCGUCUGGGAAUUCAUCAGAACUAGCUGCUUGUGAACGAGUUCAGCAGAAAGCUGCAGUUACACUUGCCCGCCUGAGCCGUGAUCCUGAAGUAGCGCAUGCCGCCAUAAAGCUCAGAUGUAUACCACGCCUCAUAGAGCUCUGCAGGUCUCCUACUGAAAGAAAUAACAGUGAUUCUGUUCUAGUGGCAUGUCUGGCGGCAUUACGGCGACUGGCUGUGAUGAGUCCUGAUGGCCUUCAAGAAUCAGAUUUCCAGCAGCUGGUAAAGCCAAGGCUUGUGGAUUCCUUUCUGCUUUGUACCAAUAUGGAAGAGAGUUUUGUAUAAACAGACAAUGUGGACAAAUAGAGCAAUGU
Messenger RNA from Euleptes europaea (tarantolino), 1617 nucleotides. RefSeq names its product INSC spindle orientation adaptor protein (gene INSC). The coding region runs from base 17 to 1588 and encodes 523 amino acids. Gene Ontology annotation, biological process: apical protein localization; asymmetric cell division; establishment of mitotic spindle orientation. Gene Ontology annotation, molecular function: cytoskeletal adaptor activity; protein binding. Lineage: Eukaryota; Metazoa; Chordata; Lepidosauria; Squamata; Sphaerodactylidae. The record is from RefSeq and is a predicted model, not a curated record. The transcript is spliced from 12 exons. Gene Ontology annotation, cellular component: apical cortex.